This is a messenger RNA of Oncorhynchus nerka (sockeye salmon), 1407 nucleotides long. Its product is annotated as kunitz-type protease inhibitor 1-like. Gene Ontology annotation, molecular function: serine-type endopeptidase inhibitor activity. The transcript is spliced from 5 exons. Lineage: Eukaryota; Metazoa; Chordata; Actinopteri; Salmoniformes; Salmonidae. The record is from RefSeq and is a predicted model, not a curated record. The coding region runs from base 1 to 711 and encodes 236 amino acids.
AUGAGUACCGGUACCUAUUUCAGUCCACUUCAAGCACUGGCUGUAGUGUAUGUUCUCAUGUGUGUGUAUAUGUUAGUGUGUGGCUGCCUGUGGGUUUCGGUGGUGUCUGGUUGUUAUGUUUGUGUUUUACUGACCAACCUGGAUGUCCUGUUGUUUUUAUGUUCCUGGACCCUCUUCCUCCCCCCCCUGUACCUUGUUCCGGCCCGGCUCUCAGGUAUUGUUGUGACAGAAACCCUGCCCAGCCCCAGGGUACGUCCUGCUCCAGAGCAACAGCUGGCCCGGAAGGGCAAGCAGGGCAAGGACGGGCGUGAGCUGCGUGUAGUGGUGAACACCAACGACCCCGACUACGAACACUUCUACUCUAUAGAGAGUUACGACGAACCCAUGGCCAUGGAGCAGAGCAUCCACCUGACUCCCACUGCCAAUCAGAGCCAUGGUGAGAGAGUCACUGUUGACCCUCUGAAAACAAAGAGGCCCAGGAGAGAGGUCAAAGGGGAAGCUCCAGCGGAUCCUUGUGUGUUGCCCCUGGAGGAGGGCAACUGUUGGAGAUUUACUCUGCGCUGGUACUUUAACAGCCAGGUCCAGGCCUGCCGACCCUUCAUCUACAGUGGCUGUGAGGGCAAUGCCAACCGGUUCCUCCAGCAGGAGACCUGUGAGGAGCGCUGCCUCGGGGAGGUCACAGGUGCUAUUCCUUUGAAGAAGGGGCGAUGAUGAACGGCAUGUCAUGACCACCUCUCCACCCUAAAGAAUGUCAACAAAUGGUUGUUUAAUAUUGAAAACUAUAAACAUUGGCAAGGUUUUGAAUAUAUAUAUAUAAAGCUUUGAUGGAUCUUGUCUCAUUGCCACAGGUCACAUUGUUGAUUUGCUUAUUUAUUUCAAGUACAUUUAUAUUACAUUAACUGCAGCCAAACGUUUUAAUCCCUCUCAGAAUUACAUCUAGCGAUUACAGCAGUACUGUAUUACUGGAAGACAAUGUUGUCCAAACAUUGGCGCAACCUUACCACAGAAAGCAGGAUCUGCCUUUGGUGGAUGUACAGCUCAUGAGUUCCAAAUCUGUCCACUAAAGAACAGAGCUGUUCUGUAUGUAUGAAGAGGCACGCACAAUACGUUAUACAGUAUGUUAUAAUAUUUUGCCAAUGUGAUGUACAUAUAAAUGUAUAUUUGUAUUACCUGGGAAAAAGUGUUUUGUGUGUCCUAAUGAUUCAUGUUAAACUCUGCAUGUUUUUACCUGACAGAGGUAAGGUGCUAUUUUAAAAUGUAUAUUUGUAUUGCACUUUUCAUUUGUUGUUUUCAAAGAAAAAACUAAAGUUCGUUUUUUUCAUCAAGUUUAAUGUUCAAAUUGCAAAGGAACACACUCAUGUUGGCUUGACAACAUUAAUCAUUGUUUUAUUAAAUAUAUAAAGAAAA